Molecule: messenger RNA, 2326 nt
Organism: Bombina bombina (fire-bellied toad)
Lineage: Eukaryota; Metazoa; Chordata; Amphibia; Anura; Bombinatoridae
Gene: KLHL32
Product: kelch like family member 32
Exons: 11
Coding region: 1-2082 (693 amino acids)
Molecular function (GO): protein binding
Source: RefSeq, a predicted model, not a curated record
AUGCACCACUUGACACACCUUUCUGCAGUUGGGCUACAAAAGCCAGUGGCCACGUCAAGUGCCAUUGUUAUGAGAGAAGAACAAGAGAGCACGCCUUCUGUGGACACAACAACACCAGCACUGGACCAUCGAAGACUAGAAAAAGAUUGCUUGCUGGAAUGCUUGUUUCUUCCUGCUGUAAAGCAUAAGCGCGAGGAUUUAGAAGAGCAGGCUUGGACAAUGCCUUCUGAGAUAUGCCUCAGUGUUCAAGAGAUGCUUACAGGCCAGAGGCUUUGCCAAUCAGUAUCACACAAAGAUGUUGUACUGUCUGCUUUAAACCAGCAGAGGAAUGAUGGGAUUCUAUGUGAUGUCACACUUGUUGCCGAAGAACAGAAAUUCCACGCACAUAAGGCAGUGCUAGCAGCUUGCAGUGAUUACUUUCGAGCAAUGUUUAGUUUGUGCAUGGUUGAGAGUGAAGCUGAUGAAGUCAAUUUGCAUGGAGUUACCAGCAUUGGUUUAAAACAGGCCCUGGAUUUUGCAUACUCUGGACAGAUUCUCUUGGAACCGGGAGCAAUUCAAGAUGUGUUGGCAGCUGGCAGCCACCUUCAACUACUUGAGCUGUUGAAUCUGUGUUCACAGUAUCUUAUCCAGGAGCUGAAUAGCUUUAAUUACUUGGACCUGUAUAAACUUGCUGACCUGUUUAACCUAUCGUUACUGGAGAAAGCAGUGGUGGAUUUUCUCGUAAAACACUUUUCAGAGCUUCUAAAAAGUCAUCCGGAAGAAGUACUUGCUUUGCCCUUCCGUCUUCUAAGAGAUGUUUUGAAGAGAGACCAGUUAACUUCACUUAGCGAAGAACAAAUUUGGCAGUUGGCUGUUAGGUGGCUGGAGCAUAACUGUCGUUACCAAUAUAUGGAUGAACUUCUGCAGUAUGUGCGUUUUGGUCUAAUGGAUAUGAAUACACUUCAUACGGUGGCUCUUUCUCAUCCCUUAAUUCAAAGUAGUGAAACUGCAACAGCACUUAUCAAUGAAGCCUUGGAGUAUCACCAAAGUAUCUAUGCACAACCAGUAUGGCAGACCAUACGAACGAAACCGCGGUCCCAAUGCAAAACACUUUACAUUGUUGGAGGCAAAAAGAGGGAAAUCUGUAAAGUUCGGGAACUUAGGUAUUUUAACCCAAUGGAUCAGGAUAAUGUUCACAUUGCAGGAAUAGCAAACUGGAGUGAGCUAAAUCCCAUGCCUGUAGGACGCAGCCAUCACUGUGUAGCUAUUAUGGGGGACUUUCUGUUUGCAGCAGGUGGUGAAGUGGAACAUCCCACAGGUCGCACCUGUGCCGUAAGAACUGCCUGCCGAUAUGACCCUCGCAGUAACACUUGGAUAGAAAUUGCUCCUAUGAAAAACUGCAGGGAACACUUUGUCCUUGGAGCAGUGGACAAUUGUCUUUAUGCUGUGGGAGGCAGAAAUGAACUGCGACAGGUUCUACCCUCUGUAGAGCGCUAUUGUCCCAAGAAAAAUAAAUGGUGCUUUGUACAGUCCUUUGACAGAUCGCUUUCAUGCCAUGCAGGAUGUGUUGCUGACGGCCUUCUUUGGAUAUCAGGUGGAGUGACUAAUACUGCACAGUACCAAAACAGAUUAAUGGUAUACGACCCAGCGCAGAAUGAAUGGAUCAGUCGUAGUCCUAUGUUGCAGAGGAGAGUUUAUCAUGCUAUGGCAGCUGUCCAAAGGAAGCUUUAUGUACUGGGUGGAAAUGAUUUAGACUACAAUAACGAUCGGAUCCUAGUGAGGCAUAUAGAUUCAUAUAACAUUGACACAGACCAAUGGACACGCUGCAACUUCAACUUACUCACAGGGCAAAAUGAAUCUGGAGUUGCUGUGCAUAAUGGAAGAAUUUAUUUAGUUGGAGGCUACUCAAUCUGGACAAAUGAGCCUUUGGCGUGUAUACAGGUGCUGGAUGUGAGCAGAGAAGGCAAAGAAGAGGUGUUUUAUGGGCCUACAUUACCUUUUGCUUCCAACGGAAUAGCAGCAAGCUUUCUUCCAGCUCCAUAUUUUACCUGCCCCAAUCUUCAAACUCUGCAAGUUCCUCAUCAUAGGAUAGGCACAAUGUGAAAUGUGAAAGAUGUUAUCAUUUGUGUGAAGAAAAAUACAAGAGACUUUUAAAUGCCCAGAACUUAUCCUGUAAUGCUGGAGAAGUCACUUCAUAUAGUUGCUCCUCAUGUAUCAAAAAUUAGAUUGUAUGGUUUUUCAGGACAGGGAUUCUUCGUGCCUGAAAAUUAUAGUUAGUACUGCAUAUGUUAUCAGUGCUAUAUCAUUUUUAUGUUGGAAUGAUCAAUUAAAGAAAAAGAAUGCUGAA